CUCCGCGCUUCCUUAAGGACGAACGCUCUACACACACCUCUUGUCAUUCUACAGUCUUCAUAUAUCAUUAGUACUAGUCUCCUUAAUCCAGCACCAAAACCCUAAUCCCGAUGGCGAUAAUUUCAGAUUACGAGGAGCAAGAUAAUAGCAAACCGUCAUCUUCAUCAAAGCCCUUUAAGGCGGUGCUUGAUCCUUCUAACCCACUAGGGUUUCUCGAAGCUGCUUUCGAGUUCUUGGGUAGGGAAUCGGAUUUGUUGGAGAGUGAUUCGUUGAUUAGCGAUGUAAGUGCUGUUGUUCGUAUGGUGAAAGAUAAGUUGGAAGCCGAAGAGCGCAAGAAGAAAGAAAAGGCGGUUAAAGAGGAAGUUCCAGUUGUUGAGGCAAAAGGGAAACAAGUUAAGGAGGCUACUAUUGAGGGUCCUCGAGCUCCCAACAAAGGCAAUGGCCUUGAUCUUGAGAACUACUCAUGGGUUCAGUCGCUACAGGAAGUGAAUGUUAAUAUUCCCGUACCUCAUGGAACAAAAUCAAGGUUUAUUGUUUGUGAUAUAUCAAGGAACCGUCUUAAAGUUGGACUAAAGGGUCAGCCUCCAAUAAUUGAUGGAGAACUAUAUCGACCAGUGAAAGUUGAUGAUUGUUUCUGGAGCUUAGAGGACCAGAAAUCCAUCUCUGUACUCCUGACCAAGAAGGACCAGAUGGAAUGGUGGAAAUGCUGCGUGAAAGGUGAGCCUGAAGUUGAUACGCAGAAAGCAGAACCGGAAAGUAGCAAGCUAUCAGAUUUGGACCCCGAAACACGAUCAACAGUUGAAAAGAUGAUGUUUGAUCAGCGUCAGAAAUCCAUGGGUCUUCCAACAAGUGAUGAGACACAGAAACAAGAAAUUCUCAAGAAAUUUAUGGCAGAGCAUCCUGAAAUGGACUUCUCAAAGGCGAAGAUAUCCUGAUACGCUGGUAUUUUGCUUGGCAGUGUUGUUGCUUAUUGGAUCAUAUAUCUUAGCGGGGAGGAAGCUAAAUAUCUUCUUUGCCAGUGACUUUUAUUGGGAGAGUGUGACCUUGGAAAUUUUUGUUCAUUGAGCUGCUUAUAUCUGAUAGGUGCCCUUCGAGAAACUCGGUGGUUUAUUUAUCCAUACCUGGUUGUAACAGAUGACUAGAACUUUGGGCUCUGGAUUCUACCGUAUUCACUCAAACUCUGUUAAUUUUUGUAGCCUUGCUGCUGCUCUUGUAUUCAGUUUCCUGUGUUGGCAUAGAGUUUUAUGUCUUGGGUGGUGGAUUUUGUUAUUUGCCUGAAUCUUCUUCAAGCUUUCUCUAUGUGGUUAUUGUAUUUAACGUGAUCUUUGUGCAUA
This is a messenger RNA of Lycium ferocissimum, 1334 nucleotides long. Its product is annotated as protein BOBBER 1. The record is from RefSeq and is a predicted model, not a curated record. Gene Ontology annotation, cellular component: cytoplasm. The transcript has 6 exons. The coding region runs from base 111 to 935 and encodes 274 amino acids. NCBI's taxonomy places the organism in Eukaryota, Viridiplantae, Streptophyta, Magnoliopsida, Solanales, Solanaceae. Gene Ontology annotation, biological process: protein folding.